Molecule: messenger RNA, 564 nt
Organism: Talaromyces marneffei
Lineage: Eukaryota; Fungi; Ascomycota; Eurotiomycetes; Eurotiales; Trichocomaceae
Exons: 4
Coding region: 1-564 (187 amino acids)
Biological process (GO): sphingoid catabolic process
Cellular component (GO): endoplasmic reticulum
Source: RefSeq, a predicted model, not a curated record
AUGAUGACUUUGGAUCUUGAGAGACAACUCGUCUUUUAUGGCACUUACCACCAUAAUCCGGUCAAUGUCCGGAUACACAUGAUCUUCGUUCCCGUCAUCCUCAUAACCAGUAUUCAAUUGUUCACCAACACACCAACGCUCAUCCCCCUGCCGGACUUUCUUCAAUACAAAUACCUCCCUCUCAACGCCGGCACAAUCCAAUCCCUAAUCUACGCCCUGGGCUACAUCCUCCUCGAGCCGGUCGUCGGUCUGAUAUGCGUUCCUACUCUGCUGGGUGCCGCCGCCUACAUGAAUUACCUCACAAUGACCUACGGCGCGACUGCUACAUCCUGGUCCUUCGGAAUCUUUAUCGUGUCAUGGAUUGCUCAGUUUAUUGGCCAUGGAGCCUACGAGGGACGAUCGCCGGCUUUGUUGGAUAAUCUUUUCCAGGCGCUGUUUUUGGCGCCGUUGUUUGUGUUUUUGGAGUAUUUGUUUAUGUUUGGGUAUCGGCCGGAGUUGCAGCGGAGGGUCGAGGCGGAGGUGCAGAAGAAGCUUGCGCAGUUGAACACGCCGAAGAACAAGUGA